Molecule: messenger RNA, 2118 nt
Organism: Nakaseomyces glabratus
Lineage: Eukaryota; Fungi; Ascomycota; Saccharomycetes; Saccharomycetales; Saccharomycetaceae
Gene: KIP3
Product: tubulin-dependent ATPase KIP3
Biological process (GO): microtubule-based movement; mitotic sister chromatid segregation; microtubule depolymerization
Cellular component (GO): nucleus; mitotic spindle astral microtubule; mitotic spindle midzone
Molecular function (GO): ATP binding; ATP hydrolysis activity; plus-end-directed microtubule motor activity
Source: RefSeq, a predicted model, not a curated record
AUGGAGGUACCUGAGACGCGGCAGUCUUCAAUAUAUGUAUGUGUGCGGGUUCGGCCUUUUUCCGAGUCCGAGUCGCUGCGGUUGGCGCCCGAGGUUGGCGAUGAGUUUGAUUCUAUGCUGGAUGAUUCGAUGAUGGGUGGAGAAGUGUCUAUGGUAGUUGGGCGCGGGGAUUUUGUUGGCGAGGUUUCUUUUACUGAGGACAAUGGGAGAAAACACAACAGGCGUCAAUCGUUGGCUCCGCGUCGAAUUCACAAGAUUGUUGAUUGUGUGGAUGACAAGAUGAUAAUAUUUGAUCCCAACCACCGGAAUCCACUGUACAAAGUCAAGGAGAGUGUACUCAACUCCAUGUAUGGAGGAGCGAAUAUGCGUGGGUCCAUUGAUGGCGAUAUGCUUAUGGGAUCAGAUGCUACAGCUUCGAGAAGGUUCAAGAGAGCAAACGGAAACUCUGCAGGUUCAGAGAUUAAGUUUGUGUUUGACAAGCUUUUUGACACUGAUGCUACUCAACGCGAAGUGUAUCAGAGCACCACUAGCUCACUAUUGGACUCAGUAUUAGAUGGCUUCAAUGGAACAGUUUUUGCAUACGGCGCUACAGGAUGUGGUAAAACUUAUACAGUGAGCGGUACUCCAGAGAACCCCGGGAUUGUGUUUCAAGCAAUGGAGGAACUAUUUCAAAAAAUGGAAGACUUGAAGGAUACAAAGUCUUUCCAGAUAUCGCUAUCCUUUCUGGAAAUUUACAAUGAAAGAAUCAGAGACUUGCUAAAACCUGAGACGCCAUCGCAGAAACUUAUCAUAAGGGAAGAUACUGAUAAUAAAAUCACUGUUGCUAAUUUGUCUCAACAUUUUCCAACCACAGUACAAGAAGUGAUGGAUUUGGUUAUUAGAGGAAACUUCAAUAGAACUACAUCGCCGACCGAGGCCAAUGAAGUCUCGUCAAGAUCGCAUGCGGUGCUACAAAUACACAUAGUGCAGAAAAACAGGACACCGGAUAUCAAGGAAGAACACACAUUUGGCACUCUCUCGAUAAUCGAUUUAGCAGGGAGCGAAAGAGCUGCGGCAACUAAAAAUAGAGGUGCCAGAUUACAUGAGGGUGCUAAUAUUAACCGGUCGCUAUUAGCGCUGGGAAACUGUAUCAAUGCUCUGUGCAUAAACGGAAACGACGAGCGGCCUCGCUGCCACGUCCCAUAUCGUGACUCAAAGCUUACUAGGCUUCUCAAGUUCUCAUUGGGUGGGAACUGUAAAACCGUUAUGAUAGUCUGUAUUUCACCAAGUAGUUCUCACUAUGAUGAAACUUUGAAUACACUAAAGUAUGCUAACCGAGCUAAAGAAAUAAAGACAAAAAUCAUAAGGAAUCAACAAUCAUUGAAUAGACAUGUCGGGUCCUAUCUGAAGAUGAUCACAGAACAGAAGAAAGAGAUAGAAGAACUACGCAGUAGAGAAAACAAAAUGAUCCAGUUUCAGUUGGACAAAUACAAGUUAUCCCGACAACAAAUUGCCGUUGCAAUUACGGAUUGUGUGAACAAUGUCCGCUUUCAGUAUACCCAAGUACCAAAAUUUCAAAGGAUCAAAUUAAUCAAAUCCUUAAUCCUUUGUAAGAGACGGUUUUUACAACUGGUGCUGCUUGAGAUGAAGAAGUCUCCAAUACAACGGGAGGACAGUUCCGGAGCAAUGGCAUCUCUUGAGGAACAAAUUAAAAGAAAGAUCAAACAACUAGAGAACAAAUUCGACUCGCCGGAUGAGUUAGACACUGUGAUCACAAACGCAAGGACCGUUGACCUCUUAAAAUUGCGGGAGAUGGAAAACUGGGAUGACAAAAUCGACACUCUGACGCUUGAGUUAGAGCUGGAUUACGUCUCUGAACAGUUGCGUAACGAUAUUUUAAUCACCGCUUCCCAAAUGACGGAAAAGUUAUUCGAUGAAGACAGCCCGUUGCAUAAGGUAGAGCUAGAUGUAGAAGGCCUCAUCAGCAUAGACCGUGAGUUCGAUGAGUUCGGCAAACAAUUCCAAACAGAGCAAGGUAAAAAACGGAUAGCUAGCAAUGACGACCCCAGAGAAAUGGAUGUAGAUAGAAAAUCCUUACUAAAACAUAGGCUAAGAGAAAGUGAUUUAGAUAUUAAGUAG